CGAAAGAGAAAGUGAAAGUUUGUGAAAUGACCUACACGUAUGACUAUGGCUUGGAUAAAGCAACUUAGAUCACUAUGACUUCCCUCCUUUAUGGUCUUUUUUCCGUGUUUUUCACAGCUGCUGUCUCACAAUCUAUUGAUGAUGUUCGUUGGCUGCCAUGUCGGUUUAGAGACGAACAAGUCCAUAUAGUCGAGGAAAUAGUCCUGGGGAAACCGAUGAGAGUAAAUGAAACAAGAUAUCAACUUCGAGAUGCUGUAUUGCAGUUUGGUCAGCCCGGAGAUAGUCCUGUGCAUUCGGAGAUAAUAACCUUCCUUGUCACGGCCUCUAAGGUGGACGUGCGACGGCACUUUAAAGGGGGAUUGGACACUCUUGAAUGUGAGCUGCACAGGCACCGCACGGGCGCUUCGCCGGUGCGCUGGCCCAGCAUGGGAGCCCAGGAGCGCGACAACUGGUUUACCUGCACACUGCGCCACACGGAGGGGCUCUUCGUUAUCACUUAUUUCCUCAGACACAGUCCCAUUGCUCCCAAUGUUGUGCAGCCAGACUUCCAGCAGUGGGUUCCAGUUGCAGAUAGAGACACAAUCACCACCUCAGCUGUAAUGAUGGUGUUGACCAACACCCCCUCUCUGGAGGUCGGCCUGAUGAAGGAACAGAGCCUGAACUGUGAGUUUGCUGUAGACCACAAGUCGGCCCACCUCACUGUGGAGUGGCACCUGCAGCGCAAAGGUCAACGCUCAAAGCUCUUCAGCUACUCCAGCCGCACGGGCCAGACUGAGGGCAGUGGUGUGUCUGUGAAGGCCAUCGCCAGGGGAGACGCGUCGCUCAAGAUCCCCCUUACAAGGGAAACCAGUGAGGGCACCUACGUCUGCUCUGUGCACGUGCUUCCACUCUCCGGCGGCCAUGACAUCACCCUGAACAUCAUGGAGCCUCCUCGUGUGUCCCUGAAUGUGAACUCUCAGGUGUCUCUGUCCGAGGGGGAGUUGCAGAGGGUGGAUUGUGAGGCGGCGGGCUUCUACCCCCUGGAUGUGCACAUGGAGUGGCUGAAGGAGUCUCUCACCCCGGGAGCGAGCCGCAUGCCCGAGGUGCUGAAGGUGGUCAUGUUCUCCAACCACCGCCACAACCCGGACGGCACCUACACCCUCACUGCCUAUUUCCUGCUCAAGCCCACACUCCGGGACUCUGGGUACCGCUACACGUGCAGAGUGUCUCACGAUGCCCUGCGAAUGCCCAUCCGGAAGAGCUUCAACCUCAUUGUCACGGAGAAGGAUUCGUAUCUGUGGUACCUGCCUCUUAUUCUGUCCAUACUUGGACUUGGAGUCUUUGCUUUCCUGUGGUCCAGACGACGUGCAGUACCAAAAGCACCUAAGGGUGUGUAUGGCCGCGCCUAGAACUGAAGAGUAAGAAGAGUUUUAAAAUGUGGCAUACUGAUUGCGGAAAAUCCCUUGAUUCUGUUCACACUUGAAGCACUCCAACAGCGGGUUAAUGUUGGAGUUUAUGCACUUUUGAGUUGGCUGACAAAAGUGAAAUACCUUUGGAUUCCUUGGAUCAAUUAAAGUACAACGCUCACUAUGACAGUGGUAGUUAACAAUUUGGAAGAUGACUGAUCCAUUUUUAAUUUUGGAUUAAAGGAAUCAAUGAAACUGUUUUAGCCUACUGAUGUUUGCAAUGCUUAUUUAUGUUCAAUAAAUAUAUUUAAUUUCUUCA
Sardina pilchardus (European sardine) is the source of this 1704-nucleotide messenger RNA. Its product is annotated as tapasin-related protein-like. The transcript is spliced from 8 exons. The record is from RefSeq and is a predicted model, not a curated record. NCBI's taxonomy places the organism in Eukaryota, Metazoa, Chordata, Actinopteri, Clupeiformes, Clupeidae. Bases 75 to 1388 code for a protein of 437 amino acids.